Monosiga brevicollis MX1 is the source of this 1123-nucleotide messenger RNA. RefSeq lists its product as uncharacterized. Gene Ontology annotation, biological process: lipid metabolic process. NCBI's taxonomy places the organism in Eukaryota, Choanoflagellata, Craspedida, Salpingoecidae. The record is from RefSeq and is a predicted model, not a curated record. The coding region runs from base 104 to 1123 and encodes 339 amino acids. The transcript is spliced from 10 exons.
GGUUUGGAGGUGACUUCUGUUGUGUCUGGUGGACGCCGGAAAGGUGUCGGACCGAGGGGGGAGGGUGCUGAGACUGCUUGGAACUUGCCGACGACGCAUCACCAUGAGUCGACUGUACACCGUGGUACUUGCCGCGACAGUGGGAAGCGCGGCCCUCUGGUCCUGUUGGCUCGUUCAUCAAUGGCGUCAACGGCGCCGGCGCCUUCACAACAUCCGUGAAGACUGCAAGCGACAGCUGCGCCAAGUCACGGCCGCCAAUCACCCUUCUUGCUUGGGACGCAGCCGCGAAGAGGGGCGAGCACGGCGCCUGGCACGCAUUCGGGACCGCAUUCGAUCUGGCAAGCCCAUUCGUGUCCUCAGCCUGGAUGGCGGCGGAGUGCGCGGGGCUUUUGCUGCACGCAUAAUGGAGCGGAUCGAAGAGGACAUGCCCGAGUUUGUUGACAGCGUUGAUGUAUUUGCUGGCACCUCGACCGGCACGCUGAUUGCCGGCCUGAUGUGCAUGGGGCAUUCGGCCGCCGUCACGCGCAAACUCUUUGACUUGGGUGCCGUCAUCAUCUUUGGCCUGCCUCCGAUAUUGCGGGGUUGGAGCCCCUUUCAUGCUGCGCGCGACGGCUCAAACAAGAACAGCGUUUUCUCAGAGAUUGCAUCCGGUGCGCACAUGUGGGAGCUGGAGCGUUACUUGCUGGCACCCACCUUUCGCAUGCACACACCUGGCGACGCUUGCACGGGACAAAAUCAGUAUCAUGCGCAUUCAAUCUGGCACCCGGAUUGCAUCUCCAACUUUCUCGAUGCCAAGACUGGUGAAGACAACCCUCGCCACCUUGAUUUGCCGCUCUACAAAGUGGCCAUGAUGGCCACGGCCGCUCCGACCAAGUUUCCCGUCUACGAGGGCUUUAUUGAUGGUGGCAUGUUUGCGAAUACGCCGGCGCUGGAAGGAGUAUCCGCCAUUCUCGCCGCCUUUCCGGAAGUGGACAUUAGCCAAAUUGUCGUGCUCAGCAUUGGCACGGGGCAAAUAGCCAACAGCGUGCACACUGGCUUGCGCCGUGCUCAUUGGGGUCUGUUUCAGGGCUUUUUGGAAAAGCCGGUCGAGUUGAUUGACGGAAGCAUCGAAAAGUAUGUGUAA